Messenger RNA from Malaclemys terrapin pileata, 2081 nucleotides. It is a transcript of the gene TCEANC2, whose product is annotated as transcription elongation factor A N-terminal and central domain containing 2. Gene Ontology annotation, biological process: DNA-templated transcription. Gene Ontology annotation, cellular component: nucleus. The transcript has 5 exons. The coding region runs from base 141 to 767 and encodes 208 amino acids. The record is from RefSeq and is a predicted model, not a curated record. Lineage: Eukaryota; Metazoa; Chordata; Testudines; Emydidae.
ACUUCCCUCGCCGCGGGGCCUGACGGGAGAAGCAGUUUCCCUAUCGGAGCUGAGCUGGGGAGGAGACGGAGAUUCGCCUUCGCCGGGAACUACGAGCUGCUGCACGUAUCCAAUAAUUUGGAGACCUUUAAGUGUCCAUCAUGGAUAGAUUUGUGAUACGAAAACCCAAAGCUCAAGAAAGCCCUAGGAAAAGAGAUCCAGGGGAAAAGGUUUACAAGCAAGCCACUAUAGAAUCUCUGAAGAGAGUGGUGGUUGUAGAAGACAUAAAAAGAUGGAAAUCUGUCCUGGAGCUUCCUGGCCAGUCUAAAGAGAAUUUGAUCGAAGCCUUGGAGGAAUUAAAGAAGAAAAUACCUUCUAAAGAUGUGUUACUUUCAACAAAAAUAGGUCACACGGUGAAUAAGAUGCGCAAACAUUCAGACCAUGACGUGGCCAAUCUCGCAAAAGAUGUUUACACUGCAUGGCGAACUUUCAUCAAAGAUUAUUCAAACAAACCAUCGAUAGAAGUCAGGAGCGAUCCCAAAACAGAGACUCUCAGGAAGAAUGCACGGAAGCUACUUUGCGAUGCUCUGGAACUAGAGAUUGAUCACCCACUGGCUGAAAAUAUUGAGCGAGAAGCUUUUCAUCUCUCUUCCCGUCUCAUUAAUGCACCAUAUCGCAGGACAGUGCGAGCCCUAGUCUUCACGUUAAAGCACAAACCUGAAACCCGCGCACAAGUCAAAACCGGUGCACUCUCAGUCAGUGCGCUUGUACAAAACCAUAAGAAGUGACUCAGAGUGCCUGGUGCUGAACGUGGGAUUCACGUGUCUGUGCCACAUAUUGGGAUUGAGAAGCCCUUGUGUUUUAAGAGUGCAGGAGCACUGGUCAUGUUAAUCACUCUGCCAUUGUAAGGACAGGAUAUAUCAGGAAGGUGUCCGGGGCAAAUUCAGUGGAGAUAUAAGCGGUGGUGUAAAUUAAUCAUCUGUGAGUCAGUGGACAUUUGAGGGAACAGAAUGGGUGGGGUUGUAGCAGGAAAAGCACAUAGGCCUCCCCUACUUUGCUUUAUGCCUUCUUAAUUACUUUUUUGCUUACUUGGUUAAUUUUCCUGCUACAAACCCACUCUUCUGGUCCCAUAGCAUGUAAGUUGUAUCAACUUGCACCGGCAGAACCACAUAUCACUUGCACCACCAUUUAUGUCACAUCUGAGGGCAAGUCUACACUACAGUGCUACAACAGCGCAGCUGCACCGAUGCAGCUUUGCUACUGUAGCACAUCUGGGAGAGCCCUCUCCCAUCGGCGUAAUUACUCCACCUCCGCAAGAGGCAGAAGCUAUGUUGGCGGGAGAGCGUCUCCCGUCAAUGUAGCGCCAGUGUGGACAGUGCUUAGGUCGCUGUAACUUGCAUCGCUCGAGUGUGUGUGUGUGUGUCUUUUUCACAUCCCUGAGCGAUGUAAGUUACAUCAACUUAAGCGGUAGUGUAGACCAGCCCUCAGCGUGACUCCUGUCUGAGCCAGGAGCAUAGUGGAACUAUCUGAAAGGAGCAAUGAUGUUCAGUGCCAGUCAGAAGGGAUGGGAGUUUACAAUCGGAAGUGAAGGUGAUGACUGACAGCUCUAGUUACCUCUAGUUCAGUCAUGUUCCCUGCAGUAAUACCCAGGUACUCCCAGAGCUAACUGCUUAGCAAAGUGAGGGGGCUUCUCUUCACUAUUCCAAAGUUGGGAACUCAGCCCACAGUCUGUGUUGGCUGGCCAGCUUUAUCCCGCUGCAUCCCAAAACGUCGUUUAUCCCAGCCUUGUGGAUGUCUCCCUAGGCCUUCAGGUAAACGAGGCGGCACCUGUAUUUGCUAUGUGACACCUCUUUGCUGUGUAUUCUACUGAGCAUCUCACCUUAAACAUCAACACCUCAUUUCUGAUGUAUUUAAGUGUGGUGCUUGUUUUUUGUGUGUACAAAUAUGAGGAAAGCUUGUAAUGAAAUCUCUAAGUAUAAUUCAAUGGGAGCGUAAAUUGACCUUUCAAAAAGGCUCUUACCCCCACAAUGGAAUAAAUAUUCAUACUUUAGAGCAAUUAUGUGAACAACUUUUUAAGCAAUAAACAGAUUAUUUUUAACCAG